CUUUUUCCUUCCUCCUCUUGUUUUAUUGUGCUGUUUGGCUCGCGCAAUAAUCAGAGGGAAAGAAAGAGAGACAGGGAGCAGAAAGUAGUGCUAAAAAGGCCAAAUCGACCUCGACCUCUCUAUCUUUUGCAGCUACGGCUUUCUUUCACUCUCUCGAUCAGCCAAUUUCUUCUUUCUGGCGGUUAUUGCGGGCUCACCAUGAACGAGAAGGCCAACGUCUCUAAAGAGCUCAAUGCAAGGCACAGAAAGAUAUUGGAAGGACUCCUGAAAUUGCCCGAGAAUAGGGAAUGUGCUGACUGCAAAGCCAAAGGUCCAAGAUGGGCAAGUGUAAAUUUGGGUAUCUUUAUUUGCAUGCAAUGUUCAGGGAUCCACAGAAGUCUUGGGGUACACAUAUCAAAGGUUCGAUCUGCAACCCUUGACACAUGGCUUCCAGAGCAGGUUGCAUUCAUUCAAUCAAUGGGAAAUGAGAGAGCAAAUAGUUAUUGGGAAGCAGACCUACCACCGAACUACGACAGAGUUGGAAUCGAGAAUUUCAUUCGUGCAAAGUAUGAAGAGAAGAGAUGGGUCUCUAAAGAUGGAAAACCGCAAUCUCCUUCUAGUGGGAGGGAUGAAAGGUCUUCUUUGCAUUGGCAGAGACCUGCUGAAAGAAGUGGGCAUGGACACACCAGCAGUUCUGAUAAUUUGUUUGAGGAAAGAAAGAAUUUUCAAGUAUCAAAUUCGAAAAACAGUGCUCCUGCUACAAGAAUAAGUUUUCCUGCUCCUCCUAGGGCAUUUGAGCAGGUCACUGCUCCUGCAAAGCCUCAACAGGUUGUUGAAAAAGCUGAACCAAUGGCGGAGGCUACUGAAGCUGCAAAGAAGGUUGCAGAUUCUGCUCCAGCUGUCUCUCCACCCAAAGUUGAUUUUGCUACUGACCUUUUCGACUUGCUCUCAAUGGAUGGCCCUACUGAAAAUGGCUUGGAGGCAGCUGCUAAUGAUGAUAACAGCUGGGCAGGUUUUCAAUCUGCAGCAGUUGCUGAAGAAGCAUCAACAACUGGAAAUACUGGUCCAACUAAAGCAGUAGAAAAUGAUACCCAGUCUGUUUCUGGAAUUGAGGAUUUAUUUAAAGAUUCACCUUCUUUAGCAACCCCUUCAGUCUUGGAGAAACCCCAGAAAGAUGUAAAAAAUGAUAUAAUGAGCCUUUUUGAGAAGUCCAAUAUGGCAUCACCGUUUGCGAUGCAUCAACAACAACUUGCUAUGCUGGCACAACAGCAACUUCUUAUGGCCGCUGCAGCAAAAUCUGCUGGUGGGGACCCAAAAGCGAUAAACCAACAGCAACUUGCUAUUCUGGCACAGCAACAGCAACUUCUUAUGGCUGCUGCAGCAAAAUCUGUUGGCGGGGACCCAAAAGCAAUGAGUCAACAGCAACUUGCUAUACUGGCCCAGCAACAGCAACUUCUUAUGGCCACUGCAGCAAAAUCUGCUGGUGGGGACCAAAAACUUUCAGGCAGUAUUCAACAGCAAGGGCCAAAUGGUAUUAGCAUACCCGCACAAAACUGGCCAAAUAUUGGAUACCAAAUCCCUGGUUUGAUGAUGCCAGUAGCUGGGCAGGGUGACUUACAGAAACUUAAGCAGACUGCUGACAUCAGACUGACACAUCCUGGGGGAAGCUCUGUACCAUAUCCAACAUCUAGGAUGGAAGCUCAGAGCCACUUGAAAAGCACUGCAGUUUCAAGUUUUACCCUUUAUGACAUUGAGCAAGUUACCCCUGCUAAUGGUGGAACAAACAAUGGAGUCGGUAAACCUCAAUCGUCAUCCUCGGUCUCAUCUGGUACUUCAACACCAGCCGGAAAGGAUUAUGACUUCUCCUCUUUAAUGCAAGGCAUGUUCUCAAAGCAUUGAGUGCCAUCGGGAGUUGAAGUUGGCUGCAUCAUACAAUACUAAAAUAGUUGCAUUACAAGAAAAUAGAACUUCAAAGAUUUUGUUUUUCCCUUCUGGAUUUGCGAUUGUAAACUAUUCUGUAGAAGCAGUUCCAGUUUUUCCUUCAUAUUUCGUUGAUGGUUCUUUGUACGAGUAUUCAGAGUAAUAAAGAUGGGCUCAGAUUGAUUGU
Populus euphratica (Euphrates poplar) is the source of this 2086-nucleotide messenger RNA. It is a transcript of the gene AGD5, whose product is annotated as ARF-GAP domain 5. The record is from RefSeq and is a predicted model, not a curated record. Lineage: Eukaryota; Viridiplantae; Streptophyta; Magnoliopsida; Malpighiales; Salicaceae. The transcript is spliced from 12 exons. Bases 199 to 1878 code for a protein of 559 amino acids. Gene Ontology annotation, molecular function: GTPase activator activity.